Molecule: messenger RNA, 498 nt
Organism: Podospora pseudocomata
Lineage: Eukaryota; Fungi; Ascomycota; Sordariomycetes; Sordariales; Podosporaceae
Exons: 1
Coding region: 1-498 (165 amino acids)
Source: RefSeq, a predicted model, not a curated record
AUGGCUUCUCUAACAGAUAACAACAACAACAAGCCGAGCUUGACCGUCGAGACGACGUCAAUGUCUCGGUUGUCUACCAAGACUUCUCAAGAGACACUCACACCCGAACCAUUCCCAACACUGACCGAGAAGGACACGUCAGCGUCGCGACUCUCGGACUUGUCUACACCAGCUACCACUCACCGAUUAAACCCCUUCGACACCGAUAUCGAGGCCAUGAUCACCAACGAGAACAGCCACAAGAGAUCAGCCGAGUGCACAAAAGGAGGAACCGAUUGCCAAGUUUGGCCCGGGCAAGAUCACUGGAAGCGAAAAGCCAAGGCCGCCAAAAAGAAUCGGCGCGCCUGCAACUGCCUCGCCGGCCUCAGCAAACGGAACCGAAUUCUCGUCAAGAUCCUACUCAUCUUCCUCAUCGUCGGCAUUGCAGUCGGUGUAGGGUUUGGAGUCAGCAAGCCCCUCGGCGCGGGCAUCUGGCGCAGCGAGACCCAGAAUAGCUAA